Molecule: messenger RNA, 1640 nt
Organism: Carlito syrichta (Philippine tarsier)
Lineage: Eukaryota; Metazoa; Chordata; Mammalia; Primates; Tarsiidae
Gene: MDFIC
Product: MyoD family inhibitor domain containing
Exons: 7
Coding region: 1-1614 (537 amino acids)
Source: RefSeq, a predicted model, not a curated record
AUGGGUCAUUGGGCAAAGUGUCUUUUGUCUUUGGGAAAGUAUGGUCUGAAUGACUAUCAUCAAAAACUUGCAAGGCUGUCUUUUUUCAGGAUAAUUGAAAUCAAGUUUGAAUUCAGUGAGCCUUCACAGAUUAAGCUACAAUCAGAACGUCUCAUUUAUAAUCGGACAGAGUCGAUCAAUUUUUUUUACUUCCGGCCACAAGUUUAUCUCUCCAUGAGUACCACCGGUCCUGUGAAGCAUUCAGCCUGCUUAGGCCCGACUGGAGACCUGAGCCAGACAUCCUCAAGGGUGUCCACCCUGCCUGCCUGGAUGCCUCCAGCGGGUUCAGGCAACUGCAACUGGUUUUACCUGAUCCGGGAUCCUCCCGGGGAGCGCGCAGCUCCCGGGUGUGGAAACCGCGCCAGCCCAGUGCGGCUCUGGCCUCCUGACCCAGACUGCGCAGGGCGCGAGGGAUCGCGUGGCCCAGCUCGGGUCGCGCCGCCGCCAGCCUCGGGGCCGCCCGCCAAGAGUUCGAGGCCUCCCCGAUCCGGAUGUGAUGAAAAGGAGCAACAGAGCGAGAAGUGUUUCGGGAGUGUAGGAGUGGUGGAAGCGGGAAAGAGAGGCAGAGGGGGAAUAGGCCCUCUCGGAGGGGAACUGGCCGGAGCGAGCUGGCUGGAAAGAGGGGGCGGAGUGCGCGGAGUCAGAGGAGCCGCCGCCGCUGCCGCAGUUGCCGCCACUGCGGCGUCUGGGCUGAGCCGGAGGGAGGCGGGAGGGACGCGCAGGGGCGGCCGCCGCAGUCGUCAGGCCACCCGGGAGAACUGCGGCCGCUGCCCGAGCCUCGCUAACUUUCCGGGGCGGAGAGGAGGCGGAGGAAGGGGCUUGGAGCGCGUGGGGGGGGGAUGCCGAGGUAGGUGGUGGUCUCCGGGCCGGGAAGAGGAGGGGCGCGCGGCGGAGGCGGGCGGCGGCCGGCUGGGCUCCCCGGCCCAGGGAAAAUGUGAUAAAGACAGUAUUGAGAAAGAUAUAACUCAAGAUACCAAUAGCCACUUCACACAUGGAGAGCUGCAAGACCAGUCCAUUUGGGGGAAUCCUUCGGAUGGGGAACUCAUCAGAACCCAACCUCAGAGCUUGCCUCAGCUUCAAACUUCAGCACAGGAACUGAGUGAGGAGGAGAUAGGCCAGAUAAGGAACGGCCACUCGAGUCUGAGCAAUGGAAAUGGAAUUCACCACGGGGCCAAACAUGGAUCCGCAGAUAACCGCAAACUUUCAGCACCUGUUUCUCAAAAAAUGCACAGAAAAAUUCAGUCCAGCUUGUCUGUAAACAGUGAUAUCAGUAAGAAGAAUAAAGUAAAUGCUGUCUUUUCCCAAAAGACAGGCUCUUCACCUGAAGAUUGUUGUGUCCACUGUAUCCUGGCGUGCUUGUUCUGCGAAUUCCUGACCCUCUGCAAUAUUGUCCUGGGACAAGCGUCUUGUGGCAUCUGCACCUCGGAAGCCUGCUGCUGUUGCUGUGGAGAUGAAAUGGGGGAUGACUGUAACUGCCCUUGUGAUAUGGAUUGUGGCAUCAUGGAUGCCUGUUGUGAGUCAUCAGACUGUUUGGAAAUCUGUAUGGAAUGCUGUGGAAUUUGUUUUCCUUCAUAAAUAUUUAUCUUUUGUUUGUGUUAAAA